Hippopotamus amphibius kiboko is the source of this 5924-nucleotide messenger RNA. RefSeq names its product myotubularin related protein 3 (gene MTMR3). The record is from RefSeq and is a predicted model, not a curated record. The transcript is spliced from 22 exons. Bases 341 to 4024 code for a protein of 1227 amino acids. Gene Ontology annotation, molecular function: metal ion binding; phosphatidylinositol-3-phosphate phosphatase activity; phosphatidylinositol-3,5-bisphosphate 3-phosphatase activity. Lineage: Eukaryota; Metazoa; Chordata; Mammalia; Artiodactyla; Hippopotamidae. Gene Ontology annotation, biological process: regulation of autophagy.
CCGUGUCGGGAGCGCGCUCUGUGUGGCUGCUGCCGCCAUGUUGUUGUGGUUGUGAGAAGGCGGCGGCAGCGGCGGUGGCGGCGGAGCAGCCGGUUGAGACGCUCCCGCGGCCCAGGCGCUGCCCCCCGCCGGCCCUGGCUGGGAGCCUUGUGGGGUGGCGGAGGAGGCCGGGCCGUGACGGGCCUCGCCAUGUCCUGCCGUCCGAUUUUCUUGUGAAACUUUGCAGUAGAAAAAAUUCUUGGGACAAACUUCAUUUGAUCCAGCCAUAAAGGAAAGAAAAGCCUUGCCAAGAUACUGAAGAAAGGACGAGGAUUUCUCCUCCUAAUCUGGGCCUCCUGUCAUGGAUGAAGAGACUCGACACAGCCUUGAGUGCAUCCAGGCCAAUCAAAUCUUUCCCAGGAAGCAGCUGAUCCGGGAGGAUGAGAAUCUUCAGGUUCCUUUCCUUGAACUUCAUGGAGAAAGCACAGAGUAUGUGGGCCGUGCUGAGGAUGCUGUCAUUGCCCUUUCUAAUUACAGACUUCACAUCAAGUUCAAGGAGUCGCUCGUUAAUGUUCCAUUACAGCUUAUAGAAAGUGUUGAAUGCCGAGAUAUAUUUCAGCUUCAUUUGACUUGCAAAGACUGCAAAGUUAUCAGGUGUCAGUUCUCAACCUUUGAGCAGUGUCAAGAGUGGCUUAAGAGACUGAACAAUGCAAUCCGACCCCCUGCUAAAAUAGAAGAUCUCUUCUCAUUUGCAUACCACGCUUGGUGCAUGGAGGUCUACGCCAGUGAAAAAGAGCAACAUGGAGACCUGUGCAGGCCAGGGGAGCAUGUAACGUCAAGGUUUAAAAAUGAAGUGGAGCGGAUGGGUUUUGAUAUGAACAACGCCUGGAGGAUUUCCAACAUUAAUGAGAAGUACAAGCUAUGUGGUAGCUAUCCACAGGAGCUCAUAGUGCCUGCCUGGAUCACUGACAAAGAACUAGAAAGUGUCGCAAGCUUCAGGUCCUGGAAGCGCAUCCCUGCAGUCGUCUACAGGCACCAGAGCAAUGGAGCUGUCAUUGCCCGCUGCGGACAGCCGGAGGUCAGCUGGUGGGGCUGGCGCAAUGCCGACGAUGAGCACCUAGUGCAGUCAGUAGCCAGAGCCUGUGCCUGCGACUCCCGAUCCAGUGGCAGCAAGCUGUCAACUAGGAGCAGUCCCCGAGAUUGCCCCCACGCAGGAGACCUUUCUGAUGUGGAGUUUGAUUCUUCUUUGUCAAAUGCUUCAGGAGCAGAGAGUUUAGCCAUCCAACCACAGAAGCUUUUGAUCUUGGAUGCACGCUCCUACGCAGCAGCUGUGGCGAACCGAGCCAAAGGAGGAGGCUGUGAAUGCCCAGAGUAUUACCCGAACUGUGAAGUUGUCUUUAUGGGGAUGGCAAAUAUUCACUCAAUUCGGAGGAGUUUUCAGUCUCUGCGAUUGCUGUGCACACAGAUGCCAGAUCCGGGAAAUUGGCUCUCAGCUCUUGAAAGCACAAAGUGGCUUCAUCACCUCUCUGUGCUUCUGAAGUCAGCGCUGCUGGUAGUGCAUGCUGUGGACCGUGAUCAGCGGCCAGUGCUCGCACACUGCUCCGAUGGCUGGGACCGCACCCCCCAGAUUGUGGCACUGGCUAAGCUCUUGCUGGACCCUUAUUACCGAACCAUAGAGGGUUUCCAGGUCCUCGUGGAGAUGGAGUGGCUGGAUUUUGGUCACAAGUUUGCUGACCGGUGUGGUCACGGGGAGAACUCGGAUGAUCUGAACGAGCGUUGCCCAGUGUUUUUGCAGUGGCUUGACUGUGUUCAUCAGCUUCAGAGGCAAUUCCCAUGCUCUUUUGAGUUCAAUGAAGCAUUCCUUCCAGAGCAGGAGAGCCAUCUUCGCGUUGUUGCCUAUCCAGCACCUGUAGAAACAUCUGGGGUGAAACUGGUGCAACAUACCUAUUCCUGCCUCUUUGGAACAUUCCUGUGCAACAACGCCAAGGAGAGAGGGGAAAAGCAUACUCAGGAACGGACAUGUUCUGUGUGGUCACUGCUUCGGGCAGGCAACAAAGCUUUCAAAAACCUACUGUAUUCCUCUCAGUCAGAAGCCGUGCUGUACCCUGUGUGCCACGUGCGUAACCUGAUGCUGUGGAGUGCAGUGUACCUGCCCUGCCCAUCCCCAUCCACCCCCGUGGACGACAGCUGCGCACCAUACCCAGCCCCUGGCACCAGCCCUGAUGAUCCACCCCUGAGUCGGCUACCAAAGACUAGAUCAUUUGACAAUCUGACCACAGCCUGCGACAACACAGUGCCGCUAGCCAGCCGGCGCAGCAGUGACCCAAGCCUGAACGAGAAGUGGCAGGAGCACCGUCGCUCGCUGGAACUGAGCACCCUGUCUGGUCCUGGGGAGGAGCUUCUGGAUCCUGACAGCCUGGGGAAGCCAACCAAAGUGCUGGGUGGCGCUGAGCUGUCAGUUGCAGCUGGAGUAGCUGAGGGGCAGAUGGAGAACAUUUUACAAGAAGCCACCAAAGAGGAGAGUGGGGUAGAGGAGCCUGCCCACAGGGGGAUACAGGAGGUCAAAGAGGAGGCUCUUUUAGAAGAGGAGAGUAGGGGGAAGGCCCCUGAGGGCCCGGCCAUUGUGCUUCAUCAAGAGCAAGAACUGGGUGAUGCUGCUCUAAGGGGCCAUCCAGUCACCAGCCUUCCUGUGCUCUCACAGAGUGUUGCUGAGCAGCAGGGUGGGCACAGUGUUCUCCCCAGUUCUCUCCAGGAGCUCCCCAGGGGAGAGGAUACCCAGGAAGUCCCUGUGGAACAGUCUCAAAUAGGAGCUAUUGCAGAGGACAGGGAGGAAGCAGUCUUUCCAAUCUCAGUAGAUGCAAAAGUUGGCUCUGGUACCUCACAGUCAAGUUCUCUGCCCUCCCAAGUUUCAUUUGAGACCAGAGGACCAAACAUGGAUAGUUCCGUGGACAUGUUAAUGGAAGAUAAAGUGAAGUCAGAAAGUGGGCCCCAAGGACAUCAUAGACCUUGCCCGGUAAGCAGCGGCAGGUUCAGUGGCAAGGAUGUGCUUCCUCAAGCCAUGGAGCCCAGGCCUUCAGAGAGGAGCCUGGCUGAGAGGCCCCAAGUGGGAUCUGUGGUGCAUAGGACUUCCCCCGGCAGCACCCAGAGCCUGGUGCAUUCUCCUUGUGCCUUGCCUUUAGCCGAAUGUAAAGAGAGGCUUGUGUGCAAUGGUGCCCCAGAGACUGAAAAUAAGGCCUCAGAACAGUCCCCAGGGCCUAGUACCCUUCAGAAAUACCCUACCCCCAAUGGGCACUGCACCAAUGGGGAGGCUGGUAGGAGCAAGGACUCACUGAGCCGCCAGCUAUCUGCCACAAGCUGCAGCUCUGCCCACUUACACUCGAGGAACUUGCACCACAAGUGGCUGCAGAGCCACUUGGGGAGGCCGUCUGCAACUGGCAGCCCUGACCAGCCUUCCCGCAGCCACCUGGACGAUGACGGCAUGCCUGUGUACACGGACACUAUCCAACAGCGCCUGCGUCAGAUUGAGUCAGGCCACCAGCAGGAAGUGGAGACCUUGAAGAAACAGGUCCAAGAGCUGAGGAGUCGCCUGGAGAGCCAGUACCUGACCAGCUCCCUCCGCUUCAAUGGGGACUUUGGGGAUGAAGUGACUUCAAUUCCUGACUCGGAAAGCAAUCUGGAUCAGAACUGUUUGUCUCGCUGCAGCACAGAGAUUUUCUCUGAAGCCAGCUGGGAGCAGGUGGAUAAACAGGACACGGAGAUGACCCGUUGGCUCCCUGACCACCUGGCUGCCCACUGCUAUGCGUGUGACAGCGCCUUCUGGCUUGCCAGCAGGAAGCACCACUGCAGGGACACUGACCGUGUUGAUCAAACGUGGAAUUGUGGGAAUGUAUUCUGCUCCAGUUGUUGUAACCAGAAGGUUCCAGUUCCCAGCCAACAGCUCUUUGAACCUAGUCGAGUGUGCAAGUCUUGCUAUAGCAGCCUGCAUCCCACAAGCUCCAGCAUUGACCUUGAACUGGAUAAGCCCAUUGCUGCCACUUCAAACUGAAGCUCAGUGACCUGGGGCGGGCAGAGGCCAAGCUGCUGUUCCUCUGACAGGCCCACACAGCCUGGGCAGACCGAGAGGCCUGUGCACUUUGGAAUGGGGACAUGGAACCAACUGUGCAGAGUGAUGGAAAUUUGGGAUGUACCACUGAUUAUAGAUUGAUCUCUCCCUCCCCACCCCCACUUUUUUUUUCCUCUCCAUUUGCCUCCAAAAAUGAGACAAGUACCCUGGUUGUCUUUUUUUAAAAAAAAAAAAAGGGGGGGGGGAGGCAGCUGGUUGAGUCAGGAGUAUAGGCCUGAGAUAGCAGGGAAUAAAGCCAGUGCUGACCUUUGUGACCGUUCCUCAUAUCACCGCCAUAUCAGAGCUGAAUGGAGAAACCUUUGCUGCUGAGGAUGCUGAAAGCAUCUGCCCUAAGAGCAGUGCCCCAGGUGCCCACUCCCUCCCAAGAGGGCUGGGCCAGUCCCAUCCCGCCGGCAGAUAAAUGGGAUUGGGAUUUGGAGGGAGGGGCUCAUAGUAAGCAGGACCCCUUUGGGGAAAGAAGGGGUACACUCCUGAGGCAGUGAGAGGGCUGGGAAUGGGUGGCUAGCAUAUUCUCCCCUGUGGGAUUCUCUUUUUAACUUGACCCAGAGUGUUUAAGGCUCUCCUCACUGUCAGUGGUCUGCCCCUUCAGCCAGGCUGUGUAGCACUUCCCACCCUCAGGCAUAGCAUGCAGACUGGCCAGAGUGCAGUGUCCUGUUGCUGUGGUCAAGGCCAAAGUGUGCCCUGAGCUCGGGCACACCUGGAAGCCCCUUCCAGGGGCCUGGUCCCCCAAACAAUCUCUCUUCCUCAGCCAGCACAGGGAAAUCCAGACUCAGGGUUCCAAAAAUUCCCCAUUCCCAAAUCAAUCAUGGAUCUCCCUCUUUAGGGGUAGAAUCAGCAAGCAUCUGGAAAGGGGAGCAUGUCCCAUAGACUCAGCCUUCCUCUGUUUCCCCUUCUUGGAGCAGCAGGAAGGACCCAGCAUUCCCACUGCUCUGCUCCUGUGCUGCUGGUCAGCAGUGAGGGGCCACUUGGUGACUCUGCAGGGGUCCUUAGAGAAGUGACACAGCCCGUAGGAGAUGCAAGGCACCUUUCCUCAGUAAGCUUUGAUGUGGUCCAAAAAGAGCCUUAAAUCAAGAAUAUUUGUGGUGGAGAUGGGUAUGGAGAAGGGUGGAGAGGAGUUUAGGUUUGUGAUCUUGGCAUCCAUGUUUUGUGCCUGCCCUCCCUCUCAGGGGAAGGGCCAUGCUUGGCUCUGCUAACAGCUGCUAACUGGUAACAGGGCGGAUUGUGGUGGGCAGUGGGGGUGAGGCCUGGGAACUCUCCUGAGCCUUUGGAAGCAGUUCCCUGGCUAAGGGCAAGUUGUGUCUCAGGAAGGUGGCUCCUGUGUGUGCCUGGGUGUAGUUAAGAUGUGGCCCAGAAGCCUUCCCUGGAGCUGUCAGUCCAGGCAAAGCCAAGAGCAUCUGAGCACGUCUCUGACUUCCCAGUGGCAGCAGGUUGCUCAGAAUUUGAAUUUAGUUAAACAGGGUGUAAGUUCUUCUCCGCACUCUGUGUGGUCUGGCCUUGCAGGUAGGGAGAAGUCAGUCUAAUUGAAGAUUGUGCAGUUCCUAGUGACAGGUGCCAAGAGGUUAUGAUACGGGUUUCUUGGGUCUGAUGUACAGUGUGAAUAAAUGCUUGCAGCUCUUAGCCCUUUUUUGAUCAAUGAAGCACUUUUUUAUUAAUAUUUUUCUUUGUAUGUAAAGGAGGAACCGUAACUCUCCGUAGCUGUAUAUAUAACCCUUUUCUCCUAAAGAGGAGUCGGUCAGUGCUCCUAUAUUUUUCAUUUUUUUGUCAAAGCAAGAAGUAAAUACUUUAGAAUUGUUAAAUAUAUAAAUAAAGUGAAUAAAGUUUA